This is a messenger RNA of Mixia osmundae IAM 14324, 5881 nucleotides long. Its product is annotated as glycosyltransferase family 48 protein. Gene Ontology annotation, molecular function: 1,3-beta-D-glucan synthase activity. Gene Ontology annotation, cellular component: plasma membrane; 1,3-beta-D-glucan synthase complex. The record is from RefSeq and is a predicted model, not a curated record. Bases 408 to 5843 code for a protein of 1811 amino acids. Gene Ontology annotation, biological process: (1->3)-beta-D-glucan biosynthetic process; fungal-type cell wall polysaccharide biosynthetic process. Lineage: Eukaryota; Fungi; Basidiomycota; Mixiomycetes; Mixiales; Mixiaceae. The transcript is spliced from 7 exons.
CCCCUAGGCGUUAGUCCGAUACCGAGAUCGAGAGCGAGCAGAGACUCGGUAGGCAAGGUCUGAUCUUCGAGACUGACAGUCCUCGCUUCACUGCGGCUUCUGCUACCUCUCCAGGCAGCAUCAGCAGCCAGCCAGGCACUCGGAGCCUUCUUCGAGAACGCUCGUGCGCCGUCCGGUCUUACGACUCAAUCUUGCCUCGCGGAUCGAGGGAAGGAGUCAAGCGGUCGCUCAGCAAGACUUUCUUGGCUUGCUGGCGACGUGCUGGCACCGGGAGAGCAGCUCGCAGACUGCCAAGGCUCGUCGAGAAUAUCCAGCUUUGAGAAUCCGUGCGCAUCGGCCUUGCUUGGCUCAGUGUCAUCGCCCGGCCUUCAGGCAGACUGCCAGCAUCAUAGAGAUACACCGAGAGUAUGUCGCAGUCAAGUGGCGCCAGAGAUGCCGCCUAUAUCCGUACGCCAACCGGCGAACCACCUGCUAACCCUUUUGCUGGCGUAAGACCGAACAACCCGGCGCGACAGCCCACCGGCUUCAGCGAUCAAUCUUCCGUGGAGGGAGACUAUGGCAGCUACAACAACCCCUCGGGUCCUGGUUACGCCAGCCGCGAGACGUAUUCUAGCGAGACCGGAACACCAUACAGCACAAAAAAGUACGAGCUUGACUCGGAGUCUGAAGCGGGCGAUGGCGUCUAUCAGCGCGGCACGGCAGGCUAUGGCGCGCCUUCGACGGAUUCGCUCAUGCAAGAGCGACCUGCUCCUGCUUUUGCCCGUGCCGGCGUCAAUUCCUACUCGUCUGGUGCAUCUACGCCUACCUACGGCGGAUUUCCAAGCCAAGACUUCCAGCCCUACUCCAAGCUGCGCGAGCCGUAUCCUGCUUGGUCUGCAGAAUCGCAGAUACCGAUCAGCAAGGAGGAAAUCGAGGAUGUCUUCAUCGAUCUGGCGAAUAAGUUUGGAUUCCAGCACGAUUCGAUGCGCAACAUGUACGACCACUUGAUGAUUCAGCUUGACUCGCGCGCGUCUCGCAUGCCGCCUGCCCAAGCUCUCUUGACUUUACACGCUGAUUAUAUCGGCGGUGAACAUGCAAACUAUCGCAAAUGGUAUUUUGCUGCUCAGCUUGAUCUGGACGAUGCCAUCGGGCAAGUCAACACGGCUGUGCCGGGUAUGACGAAGCUUGGCAAGAAAAAGAAGGGCGUGACUACGGGCUUGCCCCAGACUGCGGCCGGCAAGACACUCGAAUCUGCUCAUUCGCGCUGGCGCAAGGCCAUGGCAAACAUGUCAGAGUAUGAUAUGCUCCGCCAAAUCGCACUAUACCUACUCUGCUGGGGCGAGGCAGCUCAGGUCAGAUACACACCGGAGUGCCUAUGUUUCAUCUUCAAAUGCGCGGACGAUUACUAUCGCUCUCCGGAGUGCCAAGAGCGCCUCGAGCCGGUGCCAGAAGGUCUCUAUCUACGCGCUGUCAUCAGACCGCUCUAUCGUUUCUUGCGUGAUCAAGGCUACGAAGUCAUCGAUGGUCAAUUCCUACGUAGAGAGCGUGAUCACGAGGCCAUCAUUGGCUACGAAGAUGUCAACCAGCUUUUCUGGUAUCCCGAGGGCAUCAAUCGCAUCGUGCUCACUGAUCGUACCCGUCUAGUCGACAUACCACCUGCGCAGCGCUUCAUGAAGUUUGAUAAGAUCGAGUGGAACCGAGCAUUCUUCAAGACAUACUACGAGCGCCGUUCAUUCCUGCAUCUGCUUGUCAACUUCAAUCGCAUCUGGGUCAUCCAUAUUGCCAUGUUCUGGUUCUACACUGCCUACAACUCGCCUAAGAUUUACACGCGCUCUGGUGAAAAGGAACCAACGUUGGCGAUGCGCUUCUCAGCGACCGCCCUUGGAGGCGCCGUUGCUUCGCUCAUUAUGAUCGCUGCCACCCUUGCCGAGUUUUCAUACGUCCCUACAACAUGGAAUCACACAUCGCAUCUUGGUCGCCGACUCGUCUUCCUGCUCGUUGCUCUGGCAUUGACAGCUGGUCCGACGGUCUAUAUCGCGGGCUUCAAUCGUGACUCACAGGUUGCACGCAUCAUCGCUUUCGUGCAAUUCGGCAUAUCGGUGUUCUUCUACUUUCUGUUUGCAAUUGUGCCUUCGGGCAGGCUGUUCGGCGAUCGUGUGGCAGGCAAGGCUCGCAAGUACUUGGCGAAUCAGACCUUCACUGCUUCUUUCCCGGCUCUCGUCGGUGCUGCUCGCUUCACCAGUGUCAUGAUGUGGACGCUCGUCUUUGGCUGCAAGUUUACCGAAUCCUACUUUUUCCUGACGCUCUCGUUCAAGAACCCGAUCCAGGUCAUGGUCAACAUGACAGUCCGCAACUGCAGCGACAAAGUCCUCGGCAGUGGUCUCUGUGCGCAGCAACCGGCCUUCGCCCUAGCACUCAUGUUCUUGAUGGACUUGACAUUGUUCUUCCUCGAUACCUUCCUGUGGUAUGUCAUCUGGAAUACCGUCUUCAGUAUCGCUCGUUCCUUUUCGCUUGGUCUGUCUGUCUGGACGCCUUGGCGCGACAUCUUCACACGACUACCCAAACGGAUUUAUGCUAAGCUGCUCGCGACGGGCGACAUGGAAGUCCGCUACAAGCCGAAAGUGCUUGUUUCGCAAGUCUGGAACGCCAUCGUCAUCAGCAUGUAUCGCGAACAUCUAUUGUCUAUCGAUCAUGUCCAACGUCUGCUCUAUCAUCAAGUGCCGUCUGACAACGAGGGCAAGCGCACGCUGCGCGCUCCAAUCUUCUUCAUCUCGCAGGAGGACAAGGGCCUAAAGACUGAAUUCUUCCCUCAUGGAUCUGAAGCCGAAAGGCGUGUCUCUUUCUUCGCCCAGUCGCUCACGGUAGCUCUGCCAGAGGCGCUUCCGGUCGAUUCCAUGCCUACUUUCACUGUCCUUACGCCGCACUACAGCGAGAAAAUCUUGCUGUCUCUACGAGAAAUCAUCCGAGAAGAAGAUCAGAAUGCGCGGGUUACUUUGCUCGAAUAUCUCAAACAGCUCCAUCCGAUCGAAUGGGACAAUUUUGUGCGCGACACGAAGAUACUGGCAGAAGAGUCAAACGUAUUCGGCGGUUAUCCAUUUGCCAACGGAUCAGGCAACGAUGAGAAGGCAGAUGCGAAGAGCAAGGCGGACGAUAUUCCGUUCUACAUGAUUGGCUUCAAGUCUGCCGCGCCAGAAUAUACACUGCGCACACGGAUCUGGGCAUCUCUACGCGCACAGACUCUCUACAGAACCGUCUCAGGCUUCAUGAACUACUCAAAAGCAAUCAAGCUGCUCUAUCGUGUCGAAAAUCCUGAGGUCGUCCAGAUGUUUGGCGGCAAUACGGAACGUCUAGAGCGUGAACUCGAGCGCAUGGCUCGUCGCAAGUUCCGCUUCGUCAUCUCCAUGCAGCGCUACGCAAAGUUCAACAAGGAAGAGAUUGAAAACACCGAGUUCCUGCUGCGCGCGUAUCCCGAUCUCCAGAUUGCCUAUCUCGACGAAGAACGCUCCAGCAAGCAAGGCGGAGAGCCUCGCAUCUAUUCUGCACUCAUCGACGGUCACUCAGAAAUCCUGCCAGAUGGGAAGCGACGCCCCAAGUUCCGUAUAGAGCUACCAGGCAACCCGAUUUUGGGCGAUGGCAAGUCUGACAAUCAGAACCAUGCCAUCAUCUUCCAUCGUGGCGAAUAUGUGCAGCUCAUUGAUGCCAACCAGGACAAUUACCUUGAGGAGGCUAUCAAGAUUCGCAACGUCCUUGGCGAGUUCGAGGAGCUGCAUCCAACCAAAGAGAGCCCUUACUCGCCUCAAGGAUUUGCAGCGGCAAAGCUCAGACCUCCAGUCGCGAUCGUCGGCGCGCGAGAAUAUAUCUUUUCGGAGCAUAUUGGUGUUCUUGGCGACGUGGCGGCCGGCAAGGAACAGACUUUUGGCACUUUGCUCGCUCGCUCCCUUGCUUUCAUCGGUGGCAAGCUUCACUAUGGCCAUCCUGACUUCCUCAAUGCGAUCUUUAUGACCACGCGAGGCGGUGUCUCGAAAGCGCAAAAGGGUUUACAUUUAUCAGAAGACAUCUAUGCUGGCAUGAACGCGUUCGAACGCGGCGGACGAAUCAAGCACACAGAGUACUACCAAUGCGGCAAAGGGCGAGACCUCGGCUUUGGGACUAUCCUCAAUUUCCAGACCAAAGUCGGCAGCGGUAUGGGCGAACAAAUGCUAUCGAGAGAUUACUACUACCUUGGCACUCAACUGCCAAUUGACCGCUUCCUGACCUUCUACUUCGGUCAUCCAGGGUUUUACUUGAAUAACAUACUCAUCAUAUUGGCGGUUCAGCUGUUCAUGUUCGUCAUGGUCUUCCUCGGCACCCUUAACAGCAAUCUCGACAUUUGUACAUAUAACAGCAAUGGUCAAUUUUCUGGCAACGAAGGCUGCUACAACCUCGUACCCGUCUUCGACUGGAUAAAGCGCUGCAUCAUCUCCAUCUUUAUCGUCUUUUUCAUCUCGUUCCUGCCGCUCUUUUUGCAAGAAUUGACGGAGAGAGGUGUCGGACGCGCUCUGCUGCGACUAGGCAAACAUUUCAUCUCGCUUUCGCCCGUCUUCGAAGUCUUCGGAACGCAGAUCUCAGCGCAUUCGCUGUUGACCAACAUGACCUUUGGCGGCGCUCGUUACAUUGCCACCGGCAGAGGUUUUGCAACAACGCGCAUUUCCUUUGCAAUUCUAUACUCGAGAUUCUCGGGACCCUCCAUCUAUCUCGGCAUGCGUACUCUCGUCCUGCUACUCUACUCGACCAUGACCGUCUGGACCAACUUUUUGAUCUACUUCUGGGUGUCCAUCCUUGCUCUCUGUCUGGCUCCCUUCAUCUUUAAUCCCCACCAGUUCUCAAUCAGCGACUUCAUCAUUGAUUACCGGGAGUUCCUGCGCUGGAUGAGCAGAGGCAACAGUCGCUCGCAUGGCAACUCGUGGAUCGGCUAUUGUCGAUUGUCUCGCACGCGUGUCACCGGCUUCAAGAAGAAGAGACUCGGUCAUCCAUCAGAGAAGCUUUCAACAGAUGUUCCUCGUGCAGGCUGGCGCGUCAUUGUCUUUUCGGAGAUCCUAGCGCCCAUCAUGUUCGCGACGAUCUUUGUCAUUGCCUACGCGUUUGUCAAGAGCUUUGCCGAUCCGCAAGUCAACGCUCUACUCCGCAUCGCUAUCAUCUCUCUCGGUCCGAUCGUCUGGAAUGCGGUCCUGCUGGCAGUACUGUUCCUUGUCUCGCUCUUUGCCGGUCCUGCGAUGGGUCACUGCUGCGCUCGCUUUGGCAGUGUCAUCGCCGCCAUUGCACAUGUCGGCAGUGUCGUCGGCCUUGUCGCCUUUUUCGAAUUCCUCUGGCUCAUCGAACGCUGGAACAUCAGCCAUGCCAUCCUUGGCAUGAUCGCAGUCAUCUAUAUCCAACGCUUCAUCUUCAAGGCCCUCAUCGCGCUUUGCAUGAGCAGAGAAAUGAAGAAUGACGAGGCAAAUCGAGCCUGGUGGACGGGACGGUGGUACGGACGCGGUCUCGGAGGCCACGCCUGGUCUCAGCCGCUACGAGAGUACAUUGUCAAGAUAAUCGAAAUGUCACUCUUCGCUGCCGACUUUCUGACAUGCCACUUUUUGCUGUUCAUGUUGACGAUCCCAAUGCUGAUCCCCUUCAUCGAUCGCGCACACGCAACGAUGCUCUUCUGGCUCAGACCAAGUCGGCAGAUCAGAGCGCCUAUUUACAGCUUCAAACAAAAAGCUCAAAGGCGAAAGAUCGUCUUUACCUACUCACUCAUCUAUCUCGGCGUACUCGCCUUCUUUGUCGCCCUCAUCGUCAUUCCUGUCGUGUUCCGUCACACUCUCGACAGCCUGCCAUCUGUCAACAUCUAAACAUGAUGUAUGGCGAUUGUAUAGCUUUAGAUUUGCAC